UUUUGCAGUCAUACGUCCUCAGUCCCUCUGUCUGCUGUCAGCAAAAUGGAUGUACAGACUAUAAACUCCAUGAAUUAUGAGCAAUUCCAGGACACUUUCGGGAACAUCAUAGAGAAAUGUCUGCUUAUAACAGCAGCAAUCUGGUCCAAGCAGCCAUUUUCAAGUGUUCACGAGAUGGAAGUCUGUGUUUACGAGUUUAUUGAAUCCCUGCCAAUGUCUGGCAAAGAAGGAAUCUUGAGGUGUCACCCUGACCUGGCCGGGAGAGAGCUAUCAAGUGGAACACUGACAGUAGAAUCACAGCAUGAACAGCUACAAGCUGGACUUACUUCUCUUACCACUGAAGAACAAGAGAUAUUAGCCCUUCUAAACUCUCAAUACAAGGAGAAGUUUGGAUUUCCCUUCGUCAUAUGUGCAAAAAUGUCUGACAAAAGAAAAAUAAUGGAGGAAUUAAGCUACCGCCUUCAGAAUGAUCCUUCAACAGAACUUCUGAAGGGCAUUGAUGAGGUUAAAAAGAUUUGUCACUUGAGAUUACAAGAUAUAUUAUUUAAGAGUGCCGUGUUGCCUACAAAGCUGUAACUUUUAGAAAAUUUGGGAAUAUUUAUUAAAGCUUGGAGAGAGAUAAAAUGGAGAGAGAUAAAGUAACAACCAAUCAACUUCUGGCAUUUUUCAAACACAGCCUGUAACAAUGCAGUUAGGUGCUGAUUGGCUGGUACUUUAUCUACACUUUAUUUCUCGCCAAGCUUUGAUUUACCCCAUUGGGGUAUAUUCAAUAAGAGUUGGGUCCAUUCUGACAUGCAGUUGUCGGAAUGGACCCGACAACCCCUAUUCAAAGAGCGGCCAAAUCCGACUGUUGGAUUUGGCCGCCCCCGGUGUCUCGUCCUGACGCUGCUGUCAGAGGCUGCUGGAUGCACUGACAGUAGCAGUGGGGGAAAGCUGUCAGCGGCUGCCGUGGGAGAGAUGUCUGUGGCGGUUAGGGAAGCAACGGGAGAGCAGCGGAGGAGGAGGAGACGGAGAGGAGGCGAUGGGGUGAGCAGCAGCUGCAGCAGCGGAGGCUCAUGACGGCGUCCACAUGGCUCCAGCAAGCGGGACCUCGCUUGCUGGAGCCGGGUGGACGCUGACGCUGGGUUCCUGCUCUCCCCGCUGCUCACCCCGUCUCCUGCUCUCAGCUCCCUCAUCUCAAUCCGACUUUUUUUAAAGUCGGAUUGAGAUUGUCGGAAACGGGGCUAAAACCUGUCGGGUUUGGCCCCGCUUCCGACAAUGCACGCUGAUCAGCGGCUGAAGCCGCCAAUCAGCGUGCAUUCCGAUAGCAUUCUGACAAGUCGGGUUUCCCGACUUGUCGGAAAAAACGGGGCCAUAAUGAAUAGGUCGGAACCCUUUCCGACCUAAAACUGUCGGAAGCUACCGUCUUUCUGACAAGACGGCAGCUUCCGAAGGUUAUUGAAUAUACCCCUUAGUGUGUUUAGUGUUCUGGUGAGCAGAAUGGGGACUUUCAUGAAGAAGUUCAGAAAUGACUCCUCUUUUUACUCUAGUUUUUCUAUAUUUCAAUUCUUUAAGCAUCCUUCAAAUUAUAAUUGAACUGUCAAUAGCUAAUGAAUUAAUAGAAAAUCAUUUAAAAAUUAAAUCUAUUCUUAUACUGGU
Messenger RNA from Pseudophryne corroboree (corroboree frog), 1638 nucleotides. It is a transcript of the gene URAD, whose product is annotated as ureidoimidazoline (2-oxo-4-hydroxy-4-carboxy-5-) decarboxylase. The transcript is spliced from 2 exons. Bases 46 to 576 code for a protein of 176 amino acids. Gene Ontology annotation, biological process: urate catabolic process; allantoin metabolic process. Gene Ontology annotation, molecular function: 2-oxo-4-hydroxy-4-carboxy-5-ureidoimidazoline decarboxylase activity. The record is from RefSeq and is a predicted model, not a curated record. Gene Ontology annotation, cellular component: peroxisome. NCBI's taxonomy places the organism in Eukaryota, Metazoa, Chordata, Amphibia, Anura, Myobatrachidae.